Messenger RNA from Dentiscutata erythropus, 1092 nucleotides. Lineage: Eukaryota; Fungi; Glomeromycota; Glomeromycetes; Diversisporales; Gigasporaceae. The record is from the annotation of a GenBank genome assembly.
AUGGCUUGUGCGAUGGCGACUACCCCUUACUGUUAUUUUCAAGAUGACGAUUGGAUUAUUCGGCAUAUGCGUUCUAUGUAUGCUAACUUUCUACGUUUUCCAAAUUUAAUUCACACCGACACAAAUGCGGACGUAUAUUCCCUAACCAAUUGGAAAUGGUGUUUUUUUGAUGAUUUUGUCGAUCUACAUGCUUGCUUUUCUUGGGUUGGAACCGGUGCUUUUGCUUCUCGAGAUAAUGUAGUAAGAUUCCUCAAAAUGGCUUCGAUCACUGAAAUGGAUCCAACUGAAUUUGCAUAUGGUGAUAUGUAUUUCACGACAUUUAUGAACCAAGUGCCAUAUCAGUUGGAGAAUGAAUUAAUGGAACUACCGCAGGAAAAUGCUUUUAGUGCUGGAGAAGGAAGAAUCCGCAACAAAAUUUAUAUGCACAAAGCUUUAGUACGUUUAUACGAUCACCUAAGUCGUAAAACAGGAGCCUUUGAAACUAAGGAAAUUUCGCCUAGCAUAUAUCAACGCGACGUACGCUCUCCUUGCGCGAAUGACAGAUGUUUAUUUCUCACAAAUAAGCAUUCAUUUCCGGACGUUCGAGCAUUUCGUUAUAGACCAUAUAUUAAUAUUAGCGAGUCUGAACGAGUUCACGAGAGCUAUUACGAUACUAGACAUUUCAUUCGUCAUCCUUAUUCGCAUGCUGUAGAUGAUAAAGAUUGGACUGCAUGGAAAUCACAAGAGGUCAUCCGUAAGGAUGAUUAUAUUAGCUUAGAUUUGUUGUUCCCGAUGCCAUUCCCACUCAUAUUUACUCUCAUAGUCGAUCACCAUAGAGAUUAUUUUUCUUCGUUAAAUAUGAAGAUACAGAUAUCUUAUAAUGGAAUAGAUUGGAUACAAUUGUCACCAUUACCGAAAAUAGAAGUUCGACAACUUCCACGAACUGGCCUUGACGGAAGAACACAUUUAUUAUUAUGUACUUUUCAAAUUAGAGAGACUGGUAUCCGUUUUGUAAAAUUAACUAGUACCAGAGAAUGGGAAUUUCCAUAUGGUAUUUAUGAUUUUUCCUUCCGUGCUCGUAUUGAUAGACUUGACAGUGGCAUAGAUGAUUAG